AUGAAGCGUUUCUGCCGCGGUCUCAAAAAAUGCUUGCGACACUGCCGUUGCGGCAGUCUCUCCGAUGAAGAUGAUUCCGACGGCCUAGAACUUCCCGUAACUGAACCUGCACCUGAACAGGGAGUUCUACCUAAACUAGUUUACCCAAAGCACCUAGUACCCAAAGCCCCACCGCCGCCUAAAGACGCCGCAAAGCAAACUGAAGCCGCAAAGCCAACUCAAGCCCCAAAGCCAGCUUCGCCCAAGAAGGAGACUAAGCCUCAAGAGGAGGCCACCAGUGACAGGGAAGGUAACAGUAGCGAUGAGGAAUACCCCCCACUUCCGCCUUCAAGAGACGAUUCUCACACCGGUAUCACACCUGAACUGAGUGAUGUCGAUAUUAACGAUAACGAUGCCAGUGAUGUUGAAAUGCCAGAUGCCGAUCCCGCCGAAGGGUUAUUUCCCCCCAGUCGAAACCCAAGCCCGAUUCCACGAAAUAAUCCUACCAUAGAGCUCUUAUCAGAUGCACCUGUAAGUGAGUCCUCAUCCGGUGAUUACUUGUUCUUCGGUUCUGCGCGACCCCGCGCUCCCGAACCCGCGCCCAAGCCUCAGCAUCAAAGCGGACAAAGGAGCCAGCCCUUUUCUGAAAGCAGGAAGCGGGCGCACAUCGAGAAUAUUGCCGACUCGCCUCAGGAAUGGAGCGCAGCUUCUGAAUCUCUGGCUAGUUCUCCUCCUAAGCGCGCGCGUGCCAGUGCGGCGAGUUUGCAGACUGAAGCACAGCUACCUGCGGGACCACAACUAUCUCCUCCGAGGCUCCAACCCUCUACUCCUCCCCCAGAAAGAUCCGAUUCUGCUAGUUCAGACAUCGACGUGGAAGAGAGGUUGUAUCCCAAGCCUUCGGAGAGCACACUCAACACAUACCGAGAGAAAGGAGCUCAAUUAGCAGCUUGGUUAGAAGACCCAAACGAACCAAACUGCUAUGUUGCCCCCGCAACCCUAACUCUGCAUGACAUGAUCCACGCCCAGCCACCAAAUCGAUUCCAAGUCGGAGACAGUUAUCAUAGAAAUCUUGGCGACAAUAUGGACGGAGGCGACCCUGACUCCACGGGGCUCACUACUGAGGAUAACAAGUAUCGCUAUACAUCGCUUAGGAACCCAGUCACAGACCCAGCAGUCCUAGCAGAACAUGGAUUUAGAAGAAUGGAUAAUAGUUAUGCACACCUAAUUGGACCGGGUCUGAUUAUCGGUCAUUCCAUUUUUAGGUACGAUAACCUUCAGUGGAACAUAAUCGCCAGAGCUCUGUAUGUGAAUGACCAUCCUAUUGAGACAUUGAGGCAUAUUAUGUUUACCUGCGUUAUCAAUGAGGAGACAGGACCAUAUGUCAGGCGGAUACUCUAUGCCAGAUUUAACCGCGAGUUCGAGGCUGCGAUACAGGAGCCAUGCCUCAAAGUCGAACGUGGCACUCGUGAGUUUGAGGAACUCCUCGGCACAAAGCUAGGUAAAGCGGCUGCCAUUCUUCUCCUAUCAUCUCUCCCCAGAGGUACGAGACGUAUUUCUCGAGCGGUCGUUUGGAAUUCUUAUUUCAGAGUAGAGCUAAGAUUUGAGAUUGAGCCCAUCCCUGCUAAUCCAGAUGAUGAACCAGAAACUGCACAAGCAGAAGCUGCAUAG
Molecule: messenger RNA, 1647 nt
Organism: Penicillium expansum
Lineage: Eukaryota; Fungi; Ascomycota; Eurotiomycetes; Eurotiales; Aspergillaceae
Exons: 1
Coding region: 1-1647 (548 amino acids)
Source: RefSeq, a predicted model, not a curated record